Molecule: messenger RNA, 813 nt
Organism: Microthlaspi erraticum
Lineage: Eukaryota; Viridiplantae; Streptophyta; Magnoliopsida; Brassicales; Brassicaceae
Source: the annotation of a GenBank genome assembly
AUGAAGGGUUUACAUCCGAUUCAGCCUCUGACUUCUUCUUGGAAGUUGUGGAUAAUUGAGUUAGCUUUCGUCUGGAGGUGGUUUCAUGUCAUUCGGACCAGCGGUUCAGAAGAUACGACGAUUUUGGUUGGACUCGACCCACCAGCUCGACCGGCCAGUUUCCAACUCGAUCGAGCUGCUUUUCCAGGAGUCAAAGGAUCGGGACCAGUCUCGCCUUGGAUUCUCUGGUCCUUGUGGAAGAGUAGAAACAAACGGAGCUUCAAUGCGACCGAGCGCCAAUUCACACCGGAGGAGACUAUCACACAGGCGGUGAGUAGUGCACGGGAAUGGCAAGCGGCACAAUUGGGGAUCGAGAACCACCAUACCGGAUCGAGACAGGGGAGCCAACGGAGGAGUCGACUGCAUGCAGUGAGAUGUCACUCGGACGCAGCUUGGAGGAAGGAGACAGAAACAGCGGGACUCGGCUGGUGCUUCAGCAACGACAGAGGCGAUCCACUAGGCCGUGGAUCUACUACGAGAUCGACGAUCAGAUCACCCCUGAUGGCGGAGGCUCUAGUGCUUCUCAGCGCGAUGCAGCACGCACUAGAAAUCGGACACACCCACAUCAUAGUUGCUUCAGAUUCGCAAAAGCUAAUCGGAGCAAUCAACAGAGAAGAUCCAUCGAAGGAGCUUCACGGGAUUCUACACGAUAUCCUGGAUUUUUCGAAAUCAUUCACCGCAAUUUCUUUCAUCUUUGUUUCGAGAGAGGACAAUGUUUUGGCCGAUAGACUGGCGAAAAACGCUUUAGCUGACCUCGGUCAAGGACCGGUUUGA